Molecule: messenger RNA, 6152 nt
Organism: Bombus huntii
Lineage: Eukaryota; Metazoa; Arthropoda; Insecta; Hymenoptera; Apidae
Exons: 8
Coding region: 2501-4816 (771 amino acids)
Source: RefSeq, a predicted model, not a curated record
UUCUGAAAAAGUGUACCAUUCGAAGACAAAUAAACGUACUCGGAACACGUUCGUACGUGCGCUGACGUAUUAGAAGAAGCGAUCACACAUUCGGAGAGUUCGAUCGAAGAUUCCAUCGCGAGUGCUCUUUACUGUAAUCGAACUCCUCGCUUCGAUUAUUUUUAGAAGGCCUCCUGUAGGACUCUGCGUCCCAUCAGGGUCCUUUCGUAACGGAACGAAACGAAACGGAAUUUUCCGUGGUGAUCCCAAGCAAGAUUCUACAAUAGGAAACGUCUACGAUACGAGAGCGGAGGACAUAUUUCUUCCUUCCGAUGAUGACGGAGUUCUUGCGAGACUAAAUUCGAGUCGACGAAGCACAAAGGCAAGAUCUGAUUCUCUUUAACGCUUAACGCGUGUUUGCCCAGUACUGGACAAUAGUCGUCGUCGGUAGGAAGCAGCGGGUUCAGCAUGCUGUCGCAGACAAAGCGAACGCGAACCAUUCGUGGAGAUGAAGAGAAAAAGAGUACGCGUAACCUAACGCCCCUGUGAGGACCAGGUUGAGGAAGCGCAUCGUGGCUGAAGGAGAAGGGUCUCAAAGCGCACGAGAAGGACGGCGAGGAGAGAGAGGAGAUCGGUAGCGGUUGGUUAUACCGGAUAACGGAGACAAGGAGGACCGCGUGGUUCGAGGGGUAGCGAACCCCUGAAGGACCCUAGCCGGUAGCGGUGACCUCCUCCCUCUUUUUCCCUGUCUCCCUGGUCUCUCUUCCUUCCAACCCUGUCCCCCCUCCACAAUACUCGUCAUCCCUGCCGCGACGGCAUCGGAGCACGAUCAUUGGUUCACCGGUUUCACGCAGACACGAGGAGGCACACGCAGCUGCCACUGGCUGUCUCUUGUUCUACAGCCGGACCCGAUCGGCCAGUCUGAAGGAGAAGCAGCGCGCGUUCAGUAGUUAGCAAGGUGUCCAUCAGGAAUACUCAGUGUUUCACAUUACGGUCGUGUGUUACACAUCGAUAGUUAUAUUUAUUUUUCAAAGUGUCACUAUCCUCGUGGAAAUUAGAACCGUCCGCGUUUCCGUUCUUCAGUCAGUUACAGAGGAAGACGUGACGGCAGCAGCAGCGAUUGCCCCUUGGUGUUCUCUCGUGACUACCACGAGUCGUAUAUACUGACAAGUUCGGUGAUUUUCGUGCUCUCUCGUCGACGAUCGUCGUUCAGCCACCGUCAUCCGUCGCCAUCUUGACGAUCCGCCCACCAAUCAACGUCACGAUCAAACAGCGCUGAUCGUCACGAACGGAGAAAGGUACGCGAGGCGACACCUUCCGCCGACAACGCGGACCCGUCUCUCGCACGUGUUGCGGAAAAAGACGUAUGCGGUACACACGCGUUUCCCCGAUCGUCGUCGUCGUGUUGCUGUUGCUCUUUCUUCAAUUUACAACUCCCACCCUCGUGCGGUGGACGGUCGAUUUAUAGGAGGCGCGCGACCGCGUGUGCGUGUGACGUUUUGAAUUUGAGUCGUGAGGAAGUGGAGGCGUCUGCUCGAAGGCCUACGCACACAUCGUUUUUUGGUACUCUGCCGUCCGUAUUCCCUUUCCCCCUCCAGCCUCCUCGUUGUCUACUCCUCUCUUUCGCUCUUUGAUAUUCGGUCCCCUUCUACGUCGCUAGCCACAGUUCGCAGGGCGUCGCACGCAGGGCGGUACCGAUGCCCUUUCGACCUCCCGCGGUCAUCUAGAGUACGCAAGAGUGCUUCCGUCGCGUGACCGUCUCACUCUUGUUUCUCACGUUCUACGAUAUCACGGCAGUGAUACGUUUACGCUUUAAGACUUUCCGCCUGCGACGCUCGUCCUUUAGGAAAGAGGCGAUUCUUCCUCUAUCGGGCCACACACGUGCAGUGUCUUAAAAAAAAGGAACAUCCGAAGGAUCCAACAGAAGCCGAUCGAACAAUUUGAACAUCGAACAUUUCCAUCUUUGCCGCGUUCGUCAGUGUUCGUGUGGAUCCAUGCACACCCACGUGCGUCUGUUUUGAGUAUCGAAGUGUCACCGAUUCCUGGCAAAGCAGCUCAGCCGGCAAAACGCAUCUAGUCACGCGUUUGCUACCAAAGUAAACGAAGUUCACGCCGUUAACGACGCUUCGUCGAUUAACUAUUGGAACAAUUUCAAGAAUCGUUCAUCAGGAAGAAGAGGAUUGGAUCGCAUCUGUUCGCACCGGAAGACUCUGGUUACCGACGCGUACAUCGAUCGCCAGAAACAAAGGAUCGCUGCAAAACGCCCACUUACGCUCUAAAGUGAAAGAAUAGUACUUCGUGUUGUUUCGUGAGUUAUGAGAGCAACGUUGGUGUUCUGGAAAUCAUGACAUUGUGAAGAUGGAUGUUGGACGACGAUAGAAUUUCCAACCUUAUCAUCGAGGAUGUCGUAGAGAGGUGUUAUCUCGUGUUAGUUGAGUGUGCGUGAAACACUGUUGUGCGCGAAACACUGUGUGUGCGUUAAUCAUUUUAUACGAAGGAGACAACGGAUUAAGAGGUUACAAUGCCGCAGUGCGCCGUGGCUACGUGCCGCAACAGUCAUCGUCAAACCCGCGGUCGUUGUAUCCGCUACCAUCGAUUCCCCCAGAUACCGGAAGUACGCUCACGAUGGGUGCGCGCGUGCGGUCGCGUGCCCCUCUCGAACGGCGAGAUACCGUUCAACAUACAAACUGCGCGUAUAUGCUCCCUCCACUUCACCAACGAUUCUUAUGAGAAGGAUAUGGAGCACCUUGUGCUUGGUCUUCCUGCGCGCAGUAGGUUGCGUCGUGGUGCUGUACCGACGAUCGGCGUGCCGGUGAACGUGCAGCCGGUCACCAAGAUGCUGGUCGAGGACGCGAAGCGCUCCCUCCUCAAGGUCACCCAUGCUAAAAUGCUAAAUGGUCAGAAAGUGAUCGGCAAGAAUGGUCUGUCUGACAGUAAGCAGCAGCAGCAUCAGCCGGCCACGGAAAGGCGGCAGCAGCAGCACCAUCACCAACACCAACAACGUGCGAAGAGUGGCAAUCAAGUGAACCAAGAGCAAAAGAUGGCGGGCAUCGACGUACUGCUUGCCCUCGGACUCAAACCCGCGCCACGUUUGAACAAGAUGCACGCAAUGGAAGGUGCGGCUGGUAAUGGGAAGAAGGUGGAUUCUGCUGAGAAGACGAGGGACGACGAAUCGUCCAGGUCUUCGCCAAAAGUUCCUCAAAGUCAGCAGAAUGGAGCGGCUCUUCCAGAAGAAACUGCCGCCGCUCCAACCACCAUCGAAUGCCUUCGAUCCACGACGAUAAAAAAGGAACCUCUCUGUGAUUCAGAACCGGAAGUAGCAGGCAAAAGCCUGUCCUCGGCGGAGACGACGCAACAGAAACCCGCAGUUUCCCGUUGCACGAAAUCGGAAACGGAAGGUAGCAGGAAGAGAAAGUCUACAGAUGGGCAGUUGUCGUCAAAUGGGAAUUCUACUCCGAAGAAGUUCUGUAUUGAACAGAGAGAACAAUAUAUCUCAUCUCUCGUUGGCUGUGAAAAAGUUACCGCGGAAGAACUUGCUGCGAGGGCUGAUCAACUUCGAGCCGAAGUUCAGGCCCUAGACGAGUUAGCACGUGCCAAAGAAAUGGAAUGGAACGAGAUUUUGAGCAUGAGAAAGUUAAAGGAGGAAGCGUACCUGAGAAUUGAGAGAAGAAGACAAGUUAUGGGAUUUAUGGAGGGCAAUGGACAAUUAGCGGACACAUUGCCACCAGCUAGUUUAGCGCUGGGUCCUGAAUGGGAAAGUAGCGGUAAUACUACUCCGGUAUCCAAAGAAAAAUUGAGUUUCGGUUCUAAGGAAGAUCUGCCUGAAGAAAGUUCUCAAGAUUCGCCAGCUUUCAAAAGAGAAAAGGGCUCGAAACAAGCGUCGCAACGCCAAUCGACACCACCCAAACAAAGUGGAGAAAAUGGCCGGAAACAGGCAGAAGCGCUUAGUCCGGAGAAUAGACAAAUCGGCGAAGGUCGACAAGGUGCCAUUGUCGACGUUAGAUCUAUCAUUGCUGAUUACAGACUCAGGCAUCCUGAAACGGUACCGCGCAGAGGUCGAAGAAUGAGAAAUUCGGUGAAUGUUGGCCUUGGAGCUGGUGGAGCUAUGGUCGAAACGGGUCACAAUGUUGAUUCAAGGCCUUCUAGUACAGACUCUUGUAAAAGCAACUCAAACACAGUUGAUCCAAAUAGUGCUAUGAGCUUUAAGGAUGUGCUUGUGCAGUUUGCCAAAUUAAGUCAACAACAAGGUGAACCUGUAAAAACUCCUCAAAAUUAUCCGGAUGUGACGCUUCACCCCGUCGCUCCAUCUCCAGCACCACAAAAUACUUCACCUCAACAGAGUGGUUCAUUACUUCAUGGAAUUCUCACGAAAUCACAAUCUCCAAGACCUACUACUUUUUCACCUACUUUAGCUAGAUUACUCACCGCACCUGAAAGAGAAAGGAAUGCACCAACAACCGCGUCCAUGCCACAGCAAAGUGCGGCAACCCAGCACCUUUUGCAGUCAUAUCAAGGCUCUAAUCCGGUUUCUAUCAGUGAGCUCCUAUCUUCUUCCAAGGCUCGAACUGAAAUAACGAUAACACCAGUGAUCAACACUCCGGUUCAGUCUCAUGUGGACGAUGUUGAGGAAGAGUCAGCAGUAAUCGAAGAUAGAGAGACUCGUAUUUCUUCGGGUGGCAGGGAUGCUAGAGAGGAUAGAGAUAGUCCCCCACGAUGUCAAGGAUGUCAUGAACGUGUAGCACAGUUCGUAUGUGCUGGCUGCGGUCAUCAGUGGUAUUGUAGUCGUGAAUGCCAAGUUGCUGCGUGGGACGAGCAUUCGGAAGUGUGUUCUGGUUAAGGGAUGAGCACAUAUAAUAUUAAUCUAAACCUUCCGUUUAUUCGUGGUAUCAGAUUACAUACCCUUUUAACUAAGAAUGAAUCUAGUCAAAACAAAAAUAGGCGAGAGCGUAACACGUUUUGAGUACGAUAAGAGGAAUGGAGAAACAAUGAGAAAGCAUUAUAUAUUUUUAAGGACCUUAAAACAUGUUUAAUCUGUAAAAAAUAAGUUUUAUUUCUUUAAAGAGAAGAAAAGGAGUCGCCAUGAUAACGGCGCUUUUCACGAAAGAUGAGUAUUUACAAGAAUGAAAGCAUAAGACUUUGGGCACCUUGACAAAGAAAAAUUAGGAAUCAAGUUGUGACGAUCGUUGCUUCACUGUAAUCACCGCGUUGCUUUUAUUCGUUGUCAGUUCCGAACGAUCGUGAUAUCUUCACGGAAACAAAUAGAGAGUAUUAACCCUGCUAAAUUAAGCAUUUAACGUGUAUCUUUCAAAGGACAAACUGUUCGUGGAAUUCCUAACGUAAUAGGAGUUCAUGUUGGGUAUAAACAUUCGUAACAACUUCGUAUAUCAGAUACUUUUUUUAGAACUUAAUCAAUGCAUGACGUACAAUGUACGCUAGUCGAAAAUUUUCAACUUUUUCCAAACAAAAAAAAAGAGAUGAUACCAGAACUAGCUGGUAUGUGUUCUUGUAACGAGAAAGAAAGCACAAAACUGUAUCUCGUGAUGCUGUACAUAAUUUUAUACGUGUUAGCAGGGUUGUUUAGCGUAAAAUUUUAAAAGGUUGGUUAACCGUGUGCCAUGCGUAAGAUUCGUUUCAUGGUCAGCUUUAUAUGUUAAACAAAUUUAAGUUGUAGACUAUUCGAGUGUUUUUAUAAUUUCAUCAUUUUUGCUUCGUUUCUCUAUUUUCCUUUCCUUUUUCGUUUCCUUUUUUAACUACGUCCUAUUCUUUUACAUUAAAAUAAUAUCGCAUUUGAUGAUAAAAAUGCAAAGUAUACACGGACGUUUUAGCUUUCAUGUAUUUUUCGACGUUCAUUUGAGAAACAGCACGUACAAUGCGUACUGAAUAUUAUAUUUUAUAUCACGUUUGUUACCAACGUAUAAAUUUAGAUUUAAUGAAGUGUUAGUCUUAGUGUAGAUUUAAGAUACUUCUUUUUUCUUUUUGCAACUUGUUCGUUGGUAACAUAUUUGACAUGUCUUGAGUUCAUUUUUUUCUCCUUCUUUUUUUUUUAAUCAGCAUGUUACCUAAACGACAAUUGCCCUAGACAUAAUCUGUAGUCCAAAGUUCCUACAGGUACACGUAACUUUAUAUAUAUUUUUCCCAAUUAUAAAGCAACCAAAAUAAAGUUUUUAAUCAUA